AUGGUCAAUAAAACCAGCCAGGCUAAACAUAAAAGGUCCACAAAAGGCUGCUCAGAAUGCCGUAUUAAAAGGAAAGCAUGUGAUGAAUUGAAACCCAAUUGCUCCAGGUGCAAAAUCAAAGGUGUAAAAUGUAUUUAUAAAGUCAACCUAAGGUUUAGGGAUGAUUCAUCGAAUAAACAAAUCGCAUUUGGGAGAGAGGGUGUAUGGUCCAAAAGUAAAGCUAGUAUUCAAACUUCAGAAGACCUUUCCAAAAUGGCAUUUAACCUGGCUUAUCUUCAUAAGACCAAUUUCAAAGGGAAUUUACACUUCAUAAACACAUCAAAUACCUUAUAUGACUUUACAAUGACAAAUUUAUCAAAGAAUUACUUUUCAAUGACAUUUAAUACCCAAAUAGGUGAUUCGUCUGCAACACAAUAUGCAUUAUCAUAUUUCAAGGAUAAUGUCUCAACAAUUUUCAAUCCUCUAAGUCUUGAAGGUGAUGGAACAUUGGAUUUUGGGUCAAUAGUUCAAUAUGUGAAUCACGGUUGUAUACAUUUGUUUUAUCUAUUAAUAGCUAUUGGGAGUUGUCACUUAGCCAAAUCAAACAAGUAUUGGCAACUUCAAGCCAAAAUUUAUAGAGCUGCAGCACAUCAAGAGUUCAUUAAAAGAACAAGUUCAGAUACUAAAACUUCAGAAAUUCUUCUUUAUACAUUAUUAUUAUGUUUGUUCGAUUUGGCCAAUAAAUGUGAUGAUCACUGGUCAAUAAGAAUUAAUACGGCAAAAUGGCUUAUUGAGAAUAACAACGAAUCAAAUGUUGAUGAUUAUACAGUUGAAAAUAGAAUUUUGAGGUUUAGUGAUGAUUUCUUUAGUUAUCAAGAGACAAUGGGGAGAACUGCAUGUCGGAAUACUUCUAUUUUCAGUAUAGAAGAUUGGGAAAAUAAUGACUUGAUGAUUCCAUGGAUGGGAUGUAAAAAAAGUCUAGUUAGUAUUUUAUCAGAUAUAACAGACUUGUCUUUUGAAAAACGGAAUAUCAAUGUACAUUCAAAUGAGUUUCAAGGUAUGGUUAGCAAACUUGAAAUGAAAUUAAACAAUUACAAUGUCAGUACUGGAAACUGGCUUUUUAACAUUGGUUGCAUUUGUAAAAUCAAUGCUACCAAGAUUUAUCUUAAUUGUUCACUUCUAAAUUAUACACCAAACUCUUCCCUUAUAAAAGAACUUGUUAAACAUUUGGCUAAUGAUUUGAAAACAUUGAUAAUCUAUAAUGGAGUUAAUUGGCAUUUUUUAUUAUGGCCAUUAUUCAUAAUGUGUUGUGAAAUUGACCCUUAUGAUGAAGAUUGUGAAUAUCUGAGGAAACUUUCCCUGGAAAUGUUUGAAAUUUUAAAAGAGAAAAAUCUUGGUUAA
This is a messenger RNA of Hansenula ciferrii, 1380 nucleotides long. RefSeq names its product Zn(II)2Cys6 transcription factor. Bases 1 to 1380 code for a protein of 459 amino acids. Gene Ontology annotation, cellular component: nucleus. Gene Ontology annotation, biological process: positive regulation of transcription by RNA polymerase II. The record is from RefSeq and is a predicted model, not a curated record. The transcript has 2 exons. Gene Ontology annotation, molecular function: DNA-binding transcription factor activity, RNA polymerase II-specific; zinc ion binding; transcription cis-regulatory region binding. NCBI's taxonomy places the organism in Eukaryota, Fungi, Ascomycota, Saccharomycetes, Phaffomycetales, Wickerhamomycetaceae.